AGUUGUGACAAGACACUUUCUCUCUGUGCUGCAACUAAGUUUGUGUUACAUUGUUGGAAUCGUGCGAAGAUGGCUGCCACGGGUGAAUUUUAAAAGAGGGGGGUUAAUUUGUGCUGAAUUUGUGAUUGAUCUCAAGCAGCGUUUCGUCGCGGCGGCGGAAUUAUUUCCUAAAAAACACAGAUCUGCAGAUGGGUCAAGGGUUGUGGAGGGUUGCCAGAAACCAACAGCUCCAGCAGGACUACAGCGACCAGUGCUACCUCGGGCGGGAGCGGGAGCGGGGCCGCAGGAUGGGGCCCCUGCUGGCGGAUCCGCUGCACCAGCGCCGGACGCCUCAGUGUCAGGUCCCGGGGGCAGACCUCAGUCACCUGCUGCGAGUCCGCAAGACCAAAGAGGAACAGGGCUUCAUCGACCUGGAGAUGCUUCCUCCCGAGCUGAGCAUCACCAUCCUGUCCUACCUGAACGCUACAGACCUGUGUCUGGCCUCCUGCGUGUGGCAGGACCUGGGAAAUGAUGAGUACCUCUGGCAGGGGUUGUGUAAGUCCACUUGGGGUCACUGUUCCAUCUAUAAUAGGAGGCUUCCCCCUGGGUUUUCCUACAGAAAACUCUACAUGCAACUAGAUGAAGGCAGUCUGACCUUUAAUGCUAACCCACAGGAGGGUAUUUGUUACUUCAUGUCGAAAGGCAUUCUGGUGGAUCACCCCAAGGAAAUUGCCAAGUUCAUAUUCUACACUCGGACGCUGAACUGGAAGAUGCUGAGACUUUACCUCGACGAACGGCGGGAUGUCUUGGAUGAGUUGGUCACCUUGCAUAAUUUCAGCAAUCAGUUCCUCCCCAACGCCCUGAGAGAAUUCUUCAGACACAUCCACGCCCCAGAAGAACGGGGCGAGUAUCUGGAGACCCUCAUCACGAAGUUCUCGCACCGUUUCUGCGCCUGUAACCCCUCUCUGGUCAGGGAGGUCGGCCUCACGCCAGAUGCCGUGUACGUGCUGUGCUACUCCCUCAUACUUCUCUCCAUCGACCUGACCAGCCCACACGUGAAGAAUAAAAUGUCCAAGAGAGAGUUUAUCCGGAACACCCGAAGGGCCGCUCAGAACAUCAGCGAGGAUUUCGUGGGUCAUCUCUACGACAACAUCUAUUUAAUCGGCCACGUCGCAGCCUAAGACGCGAGGGACUGGUCUAGCGUUAGCUGCUAAGCUAAUAAAAUUAUCCGCGAAAGCACUGAGAAAGAUUCGGU
Molecule: messenger RNA, 1234 nt
Organism: Chanos chanos (milkfish)
Lineage: Eukaryota; Metazoa; Chordata; Actinopteri; Gonorynchiformes; Chanidae
Gene: fbxo8
Product: F-box protein 8
Exons: 6
Coding region: 189-1160 (323 amino acids)
Biological process (GO): regulation of ARF protein signal transduction
Molecular function (GO): protein binding; guanyl-nucleotide exchange factor activity
Source: RefSeq, a predicted model, not a curated record